AUGGACUCUUCUGGUUGGGCUCUGGAGAUGCUGGGGAUGCUGGUCUACGUCGGUGCCUGGCUCUGUGCUCUGGCCACCACCAUCCUGCCCCAGUGGCUCACCAUGUCCACGGCGCUGCUGCCCGUGGAGAGCUACGAGCUGGGCCUGUGGGAGACCUGCGUGGUCCAGGACAUCGGCGGCAUGGAGUGCCGGGCCUACGACAGCCUGCUGGGCCUCUCCGGAGACCUCAAGCUGGCCCGCCUCCUCAUGUGCGCCUCCCUGGUAGUGGGAGCAGUGGGGAUGCUGGUGGCGGUGCCGGGGCUCCACCUGGUCCACAGCUGUGGAGACGGCGGCGGCUCCAGGACCAAGAGGACUCUGAUAGUGACGGGAGGCCUGCUGGGGAUCAUCUCCGGGGUGCUGUGUCUGAUCCCCGUGUCCUACAUGGCCCACCUGGCCGUGGUGCACUUCUUCGACGACAAGGUGCCCGACGUGGUUCCGCGGUGGGAGUUCGGUGAUGCCCUGUUCUGCGGCUGGGCCGGAGGGUUCCUCCUCAUGGUGGCCGGGCUCCUCCUGGUCUCCUCCUGCUGGUGCUCCACCGUGGAGCCUUCUCCGGCCCUGCAGCGCAGAUACCAGGUGAUGAACACGGACGUGACCUUCAGGAAACGCUCAGAGUACGUUUAA
Anoplopoma fimbria (sablefish) is the source of this 660-nucleotide messenger RNA. Its product is annotated as putative claudin-24. The record is from RefSeq and is a predicted model, not a curated record. Gene Ontology annotation, biological process: bicellular tight junction assembly; cell adhesion. The transcript has a single exon. Gene Ontology annotation, molecular function: structural molecule activity. Bases 1 to 660 code for a protein of 219 amino acids. Gene Ontology annotation, cellular component: plasma membrane; bicellular tight junction. NCBI's taxonomy places the organism in Eukaryota, Metazoa, Chordata, Actinopteri, Perciformes, Anoplopomatidae.